GCCCACACCGGCCGCCUGUUUCCAGGCGGGAGGGAGACGCCGUUAGCGCUGUGGAGGGUGCCCGGCGGUUCGCUUCCUGAGACCGGCUGGCCGCGGGGCCGCGCUGCCCCCGGCCGCCGCCAGCAUGCCCCACUUGGAAAACGUGGUGCUGUGCCGCGAGUCCCAAGUGUCCACGUUGCAGUCCCUGUUCGGAGAGAGACAUCAUUUCAGCUUUCCAUCCAUUUUUAUUUAUGGACAUACUGCCAGUGGAAAGACUUAUGUCACACAAACUUUAUUAAAAACUUUAGAGCUCCCACAUGUCUUUGUGAAUUGUGUUGAAUGUUUUACGCUGAGGCUGCUUUUGGAACAAAUUUUAAACAGGUUGAAUUAUCUUAGUUCUUCAGAGGAGGGAUGUUCUACUGAAAUAACCUGUGACACAUUUAAUGACUUUGUUCGCUUGUUUAAACAAGUAACCAACGCUAAAAAUCUCAAAGAUCAGACUGUAUAUAUUGUUCUAGAUAAAGCAGAGUAUCUAAGAGAUAUGGAAGCGAAUAUUUUGCCUGGGUUUCUUAGGUUACAAGAAUUGACUGAUAGAAAUGUGACUGUUAUCUUUCUCAGUGAAAUUAUUUGGGAAAAAUUCCGUCCAAAUACUGGAUGCUUUGAACCAUUUGUCUUGUACUUCCCUGAUUAUAGCAUAGGGAACCUUCAAAAGAUCCUGUCCCACGAUCAUCCUCCAGAGUAUUCAGCUGAUUUCUAUGCUGCUUACAUUAAUAUUCUUCUGGGAGUUUUCUACACUGUUUGCCGGGAUUUGAAAGAGCUCAGACAUCUGGCAGUACUUAAUUUUCCUAAAUAUUGUGAACCUGUGGUUAAAGGAGAAGCAAGUGAACGUGAUACUCGCAAACUCUGGAGAAAUAUCGAACCUCAUUUGAAGAAAGCCAUGCAGACUGUUUAUCUCAGGGAAAUAUCAAGUUCACAAUGGGAAAAGCUACAGCAAGAUGACCAAGAUCCAGGACAACUGGAAGGUCUCUCAGCAUAUACUCAUGUGGAACUUCCUUAUUACUCUAAGUUUAUUUUAAUUGCUGCAUACCUUGCUUCAUAUAAUCCAUCAAGAACCGACAAGAGGUUUUUCCUUAAGCAUCAUGGGAAAAUCAAGAAAACCAAUUUUCUAAAGAAACAUGAAAAGACAAGCAAUCAUCUCCUCGGACCAAAACCAUUUCCACUAGAUAGAUUAUUAGCAAUAUUAUAUAGUAUUGUGGACAGCAGAGUUGCUCCAACAGCAAAUAUAUUUUCCCAGAUUACCUCUCUAGUGACCUUGCAGCUAUUAACCCUGGUUGGCCAUGAUGACCAGCUUGAUGGACCAAAAUACAAAUGCACAGUAUCUCUAGACUUCAUCAGAGCUAUCGCUAGCCUGUGUGUAGAUCAUUCUCUGAAGAACAUAGGAAAGAAUGUUCAUGUGUCCAGACUACCUGACACCUGUUAUCCAGAUCACCUGACAUCAAUUAUCCAGACCACUAGAUAAAGAUUACCAUUUUGGACCAAUCCAGAAGUUAAGAAUGCAGGACUGAUUUUUUUUUUUUCUUCUUUCUUAAGAAUAUACUUUUUACUGUUAAGAGCUCUCAGCUUUUUUCUUUUCUUUGGAACACUUGAUAUUGUUAUAAUUUAACCCAGUUAUUAAUUAACUGGAAAGGAAGAGAGGGAAGGCCAAAUAUUACAUACAUGCCCAAUAAAUCCUAAAGGAGAGUGCUUGUCAGUCAUACCUGGGAACAGAGCAUUGGUAAGAGGAGUCAUAUAGGCACGACCACUGCAAGAGCCGGAGAUUUAAUAUUUAAACUCCUAAACAAAGAGGUUUCGUGUUGCUCUUGCUGCUGACGCCUGACUCCUGGCUUGCAGGGCUGUUAAAGCUCUGCACUCGCCCAGUGGCCUAUAGCUUUGUGGACCCCAUGGACUGAUGGACUGGAAUUAGUCUAAUGCUCUGCCAGACUCUCCACCAUGGAAAGGAAACUCUGAACACUAGCUUUGUUUAGUUCUGCUGGAUUCCUAACUGCACCUCUUCCAGGACUGGAUUAAGGUAAAUGGGACUUUGGAAACUGUGGGAUAUAACUACAUGCAAAUAAAAAUCAUUUAUUCUCCC
Pipistrellus kuhlii (Kuhl's pipistrelle) is the source of this 2110-nucleotide messenger RNA. It is a transcript of the gene ORC5, whose product is annotated as origin recognition complex subunit 5. Lineage: Eukaryota; Metazoa; Chordata; Mammalia; Chiroptera; Vespertilionidae. Gene Ontology annotation, molecular function: DNA replication origin binding. Gene Ontology annotation, biological process: DNA replication initiation; DNA replication. The transcript is spliced from 14 exons. The coding region runs from base 125 to 1498 and encodes 457 amino acids. Gene Ontology annotation, cellular component: nuclear origin of replication recognition complex; nucleus. The record is from RefSeq and is a predicted model, not a curated record.